Messenger RNA from Scophthalmus maximus (turbot), 1773 nucleotides. It is a transcript of the gene sdr42e1, whose product is annotated as short chain dehydrogenase/reductase family 42E, member 1. Gene Ontology annotation, biological process: steroid biosynthetic process. Gene Ontology annotation, molecular function: 3-beta-hydroxy-Delta5-steroid dehydrogenase (NAD+) activity. Bases 138 to 1334 code for a protein of 398 amino acids. NCBI's taxonomy places the organism in Eukaryota, Metazoa, Chordata, Actinopteri, Pleuronectiformes, Scophthalmidae. The transcript has 3 exons. The record is from RefSeq and is a predicted model, not a curated record.
GAGGUGGGCACAGAUACUACGUGCGCAGGCUUUGCCUCUUAUCCUAAGAGCCAUCUGCGCAUGUCAGAACGCACUAGUUUGUUCACAGAGUUUGAAUUGAAGUGAGAAUAAACCCGAGGACAGAGUGGGGGUGACAGAUGAUUCACCCUCCGGCGAUGGAAAACGCACGUACGGACACGUAUUUGAUAACUGGAGGCUGUGGCUAUUUUGGUGAUCGGCUGGCACGCUCCCUGCAUAAAAAAGGAGCCCGAGUCAUUCUGUUUGACACGGUCCCUCCGGUCCAAGAAGUGCCGGAGAACAUUGGGUUUGUGCAAGGUGACAUACGAGACUAUGCGCAAGUGGAGAGGGCUGUGACCGGUGUGGACUGUGUGUUCCACAUCGCGUCCUACGGCAUGUCCGGCAGGGAGCAGCUGAACCGUCACCUGAUUGAGGCGGUGAACGUUCAAGGCACACGGAACGUCCUGAAGGCCUGUGUUGAGCACAGAGUGUCCAGGCUGGUCUACACCAGCACCUUCAACGUGGUGUUCGGAGGCCAAGUGAUAGAGAACGGCGACGAAAGCCUCCCUUAUCUACCUCUUCACCUUCACCCCGACCACUACUCCAGGACAAAGUCCCUGGCCGAGAUGGCCGUGCUAGAAGCUAAUGGCACCGCACUGAAGGACGGCCCCGGGGCCCUGAGGACCUGCGCGCUGCGUCCAGCGGGGAUCUACGGGCCUGGAGAGCAGCGACACCUACCCAGGAUAGUUGGCUACAUAGAGAAGGGGAUCUUCAGCUUUGUUUAUGGUGAACCCAGCAGCCUGGUGGAGUUUGUCCACGUGGACAACCUGGUGUCGGCGCACGAGCUGGCUGCAGGGGCGCUGACCUCAGAGAAGCGGCACCGCUCUGCCGGCCAGGCCUACUUCAUCUCAGACGGCAGGCCGGUCAAUAAUUUUGAAUUCUUCAGGCCUCUGGUGGAGGGCUUGGGCUAUCCCUUCCCCACGCUACGCCUACCGAUCAGUCUCAUUUACUUCUUCGCCUUUCUCACAGAAAUGAUUCACCACCUCAUCGGCCCCUUCUAUAACUUCCAGCCGCUGCUCACGCGCACGGAGGUGUAUAAAACUGGCGUGACGCAUUACUUCAGCAUGGCCAAAGCCAAAGCGGAGCUGGGUUACGAACCCCAGACGCACAACCUGGAUGAGGCUGUGCAGUGGUUCAGGUGCAGAGGCCACGGGAAGAAAUCUCCCAAAUCCUUCCUCGGUUCAUUUCUACUCAACUUCCUGUUUGUCGCUGCCUCUGUUGCUCUGGCUCUCUCUUUCCUUCCAGUCGUUGGCAGUUUCGGAGAAGCAAAGAAGUAGAAACGUCAUUCAGACAUUUUUCAAACUGUACUGUUUAAAGACUGUUUCAUAAAUACUGUCGGUUGUUUACAUUUAUUAAAAUGUCGAGAUCCGUGCACACAAAGACCAAGUCAGGAAAAGCAAAACGUUUCUUGGGAGUAACACGGACAUUUCCCCGUGAUUCUGUAAUACCAGAAGCAUUUCAUUAAUAAUUUUAUAACCUCAUUGUCUUUUAUUCACUGUUCUACAAUGGUCACAUUUACAAACUGUGCAGCAACAGCUACCUUCUUUAUUCCACAUCGGUAAGCUUGCGAAAGAAAAAUCUCUCUGGGGCAAAAAUUGAUAAUUACUGAACACAUGCAAGUGUCUUAUUUUUGUUGUUGUUUUUGUGUGACCGUAUGACAAGACAAAAAGCGGGACAAUGUUCUAAAAGCUGCAAUGAAUAAAACAUUACAAGUCA